GCGUGUCUGGUGACGUUUCAACAGUCGACUCGUUCUGAAGCCUCCGGGGCCGAGGCCUAGGUAUUUUUUGUUGUUGUGAAAAAUUUCCAACAAAUGUCCAUUUUUUUGUGCCCGUUUGGAGCGGGGUCUGGACCUUAUGAGGCAUUUUGGCUGGAGGUAGACUGCGGAAGAAAACCACAAUAGUUGGAAAAGCCAGCAAGUUGCAGGAACUAACGUCAGCGCGAGGAAAUAAGGAUUGAAAAAAUAUGACAUCUCGGAGGUGGUUCCACCCCAAUAUCACGGGGGUGGAGGCUGAGAAUCUGCUGCUGACACGGGGGGUGGACGGGAGCUUCCUGGCCCGACCCAGCAAGAGCAACCCUGGAGACUUCACCCUCUCUGUCAGACGUAACGGAGCUGUCACCCACAUUAAGAUCCAGAACACAGGGGAUUACUAUGACCUGUACGGGGGGGAGAAGUUUGCCACCCUGGCUGAGCUGGUUCAGUACUACAUGGAGCACCACGGCCAACUCAAGGAGAAGAAUGGAGAUGUCAUCGAGCUCAAAUACCCCCUCAACUGUGCUGACCCCACCUCUGAGAGGUGGUUCCAUGGUCACCUGUCAGGCCGCGAGGCUGAGAAGCUGCUGACAGAGAAGGGGAAGAACGGUAGUUUCCUGGUCAGAGAGAGCCAGAGCCACCCUGGAGACUUCGUUCUGUCCGUCCGUACCGGUGACGACAAGACAGACAGCAGCGAUGGCAAGCCUAAGGUCACUCACGUCAUGAUCCGCUGCCAGCAUGACCUGAAGUAUGAUGUGGGUGGAGGAGAGAAAUUUGAUUCUCUGACAGACCUGGUAGAGCACUAUAAGAAGAACCCCAUGGUGGAGACACUGGGCACGGUGCUGCAACUCAAACAGCCCCUGAACACCACUCGUAUCAACGCAGCGGAGAUCGAGAGUAGAGUGAGAGAGCUUAGUAAACUAGCCGAGGCCACGGACAAGGUCAAGCAGGGCUUCUGGGAAGAGUUUGAGACUCUGCAGCAGCAGGAGUGUAAGCUGCUAUACAGCCGCAAGGAGGGACAGAGAGCAGAGAACAAGAACAAGAACCGAUACAAGAACAUUCUUCCCUUUGAUCACACUCGUGUGGUGCUGAACGAUGGGGAUGGAUCUGAGGCUGGUUCUGACUAUAUCAAUGCUAAUCUCAUCAUGGUAGUAACGGACAUCAUGCCGGAGUUGGAGUCCAAGUGUAACAGCACCAAGCCGAAGAAGUCGUACAUCGCCACGCAGGGCUGUCUACAGAACACCAUCAGUGACUUCUGGAGGAUGGUGUUCCAGGAGAACUCCCGGGUCAUCGUCAUGACUACCAAGGAGGUGGAGAGAGGAAAGAGUAAGUGUGUGAAGUACUGGCCAGACAUGUCAGCUCUGAAGGAGUAUGGAAUCAUGCGUGUCCGCAACGUCAAAGAGACGUCCGCUCACGACUACAUCCUGCGAGAACUCAAACUGUCCAAGGUCGGACAGGGUAACACAGAGCGGACAGUGUGGCAGUACCAUUUCAGAGCGUGGCCAGACCAUGGGGUCCCUACAGACCCCGGGGGUGUUCUGGACUUCCUAGAGGAGGUCAACCUCAAACAGGAGAGCAUUCUAGAGGCUGGACCAAUAGUGGUGCACUGCAGUGCUGGUAUCGGGCGGACAGGAACGUUCAUAGUGAUUGACAUCCUCAUUGACGUCAUCAGGGAAAAAGGAGUGGACUGUGACAUAGACGUUCCUAAGAGCAUCCAGAUGGUUCGUUCCCAGCGGUCUGGGAUGGUUCAGACUGAGGCCCAGUACAGGUUCAUUUACAUGGCUGUCCAGCACUACAUAGAGACACUGCAGAGACGCAUAGAGGAAGAACAGAAGAGUAAGAUAAAGGGGAGGGAGUACACCAACAUUAAGUAUUCUCUAUCUGACCUGACGGGUGGAGACCAGCUGCAGAGCCCUCUGCCUCCCUGCACCCCCAGCCCCACCCCCAACUGCACAGAGAUGAGGGAGGACAGCUCUAGAGUGUAUGAGAACGUCGGUCUGAUGCAGCAGCAGAAGAGCUACAGAUGAGAUUCACCUUUGACCCCCACGCUGUCCCAGGAAUCUGUUAAAUUUUUGUUGCCAGCUGCACCUGAACACCUGAGACGUGAUCACGAUGACUACACGGAAAAGAAGAAAACGUAAAAUAACAAAAAACAAAAAUCUGAGAGAGGUCUGAGAGAACCGAGACUAACGGAGAGGUUUUUGUUCCCUUCCUCCUCCUCUGCUCCUUAUCCUCGUCCCCCCUCUCUCUCCAGGAACAGUAGCCCUCUAGUCCCCUAAACCACUGUGAUUAUCUGGAGAGCCCUAACGAGCUUAAUGACAGAACUUAAUAACAAGCCUAAAGCCCUAAACUUAACCUCAGCCUGAGUUUAGACCUUCUCAGACCAGACCCAGGCUGCUCUGUUCUCAGCUCACUAGAGGGAGAAUAACCUAGCUUACCUGUUCUGUUUGUCAUUAUUCCACCCUCUCUUUUUGGCAUGAAUUUUUCUUCUGUCUUAUUUCUUAUUAACCAAAGGAAAGAAAUCCAUCGAUCGUUUGUUUAUUGGGAAGUAGUGAGAUGAGUGAGCCCUUCUCAGAUUUGAGAAAAAAGGCCUGUGCCAAAAUGGUUUCAUCCAACAUCUCGGCCAACAGUGGUCUCCUUCUGCCCGGUUAAACCAGAGUGUGGGGGGGGACACUGUUUGCAGAGAAAAAAGGGAUACUUCCAGUGGUAAUAUUGUUUUCAUUUUUUUGUAUCAUGUUUUCUGUUACUGAAGGAAGAAUUCUGGGUAUUGUAGUGAUGUUAUUUUUUAAAUCUUCACCCCCCUCAAACUAGAGUCCCAAUAACUUCCCAGUGGAUUUCUAUUCAGGAUGUUGGGGAGGAUUUUUUAGUUGUCUUUUUAAAGGCAUAUUUUUGGUUUAUUUUUAUUACAUGUUUUUGUUGUUGCCACAGUGAUACUCAGUCUCCCUUGGUUACCAUUCCCAAACUCGCACCCGAUGUCCUUAACGCCGCAUUCACAUAGCAGCGCAACAGCUACAGCACAAGCCUUGUACCUUGGGUGGAAUUGGCGGCUAUAACUCCCAGGGUGCCUUCUGUUCCCACUAAGCACUAAUGUGGGGUCUGAUGGUUGUUUCUGGAGGUGUGGUCGCCUCGCCCCAUACUGUUCGUAAGUGCUGUUUUAACAACGAACAGAAGAGUCGUCUACAGCACCGACAGUGGGGGACGAGAUUAGAGGUAGGGUGCUUCCUCCCAGGCGCUUCUGUUCCAAUGUUACUGUGGAAACUGUUUCAGAGUUUCUGGGGUAACUUGUUGUUUAUGCCAGUCCGCCUAGCAACAUGCAUCGCCACUGAGAUGCGGCUGCCCCAAAAAGUUUUACGUUAUUUCUUUUUUCAACAAACAAUGAUACUAUUGCAUUUUUUCUUUUCUUUUUUUUCUGUUCUUUUUAAAGAUGAAUGCCUAUUGUGUACUUUUGAAGCACCGCAUAAACUUAAUUUUCUCGGUUUCGAGAAGCUACCGCACAUUUUUGAUUUCUGGCGAUUUUAGUUUUCAUUGUCGUGGUUGUCAUGGCAACUACAGGUCCACUGUUGGUUGGCCGGAUUUAACUUAAUAGGUUAAAAGGAGUGCCUGGUCACUCUCUCUCACAGACGCACACAGACACACACACACACACAAUUGCAAUCAGCUACAAUUCCUUUGUUCUACAUUUAUGUUUCACGUUUGAACAUGCAGUUUCAGUCUCUGUUUAUUAUUUUGCUAGGUGCAUCACACUAAACCACAUUACUUUCUCGAUCUGUUGUCCAUUUGAAACUAAGUGCUUAUUGUCGACUACAGUAUUCUGGAAAGGGUUGUUCCCAGGUUGAUAUAUUAAUUUAAUAUAUGUGUUUUGUAUGUACAUUAUUACCAUGAUAAAGUAUCUACCCAUUUCAUUUCAAAUGUGUAACAUAACGUUAGCUUUUUCGCCAACACGCCUCCCCUUCUACACAUUUGAUUACUGUUUAAAGGUUGUUUUUUUGUUUUGUUUUUUACAUUGCAGCUCGUUUCCUAUAUAUUGCAGUGCACUGUUAAUGGCCAGAGCCUUAUGAGGCCAGAAGUAGUAACCUAUAUAGGGAAAAUGGUGCCAUUUCAGAUCAGCCCUUUGGGUAAUGCAGGGAGGGUUGAGGAGGAAGUUGUGAUUUUCUGUAUGUCCAGGGUUAUGUUCUCAUUCAUCCCCCUUUUCCCUAAAGUGUGCACUUGUUCACUCCCCCUCGUUUAAUUUAAAAAAUAUAUUGGAUUGGUCUGUAUAAGUUUGCUGUCUUGGCGAUGAGGGAGGUCUAGAACAUUCCUUUUCUCAGCCUCUCUGGGGCUCCAGGUACAAGUUACCCCUAAGCACUGAUCUAGGAUCAGCUUUGCCACCCCAAGACCUAAGCUUGACCAUUUGGAGGAAAUCUAUUUAACUGACUAGAUCAAUGUCUAAGGGCAACUUCAUCCUAUUCUGGGGAGUUAGUUUGUUUCUCUCCUUUGACUGAGUUCGGGGAUCCUUAGUAUCUACUGUGCUGUGUGUAGUGAGCCCGUUCAUUGUACUGUAGGGUGUGUUUGUCGAACACUAGUCUGUGGCGUGCUUCUGGUGUUUAUGUAUCGUGGUGUGUUAGGAUUUGUGUGGGUGCGUGAGAGAGGGUGUGUGCGUGAGAGAGGGUGUGUGCGUGAGAGACGGUGUGUGCGUGAGAGAGGGUGUGUGCGUGAGAGAGGGUGCGUGUCCAGAGAAUACUGGUGUUUCAGCUGCCUGCUCCUCGAUGCCUGGUCAUCUCUUCUGGAUUCUGUUUUCCUCUGAUCACGAUAAAUUGGCUUUUUUUCUCUUGUUUCCUGUUUUGUUUCUGUCACGUAAAGCGUUUACAUGCAUAGAUAUGCCUCCCUAUGCAUAUGCAUUACAUGUGUUGGUUAUACUCUGAGAAACCAGUGCUCUUCAGUCUCACCUCCAUACUUAACCUGAAAACACUUUAAUGUGAACUUCUGUCAACCCUGACAGCAUACAACAAAAAAAAGGAAAAAUGUUGAACUCAAUGCAAACAAACGAAACAAACUAUAUUUUUUAACUUGUAUAUUGUACAUGAAUAUCUUGUAGAGGAGAAUGUACUUACUAAACAUAUCUAAUUGCCAAUAAGAUGAACUGUCUGUGUAAUCUAAUAGCUCUCUACCCUGUGUCGUGGAGUUGGAGCUUUCUCACAAAGCUUAAGAGGUUUAUCGUAUUGUAUUUCAUUGCAGGUAACCUGGGUAACUUCCUUGAUAACGAUAAUAAACGGCAAUGCUCAUGCCUCAAAA
This is a messenger RNA of Oncorhynchus masou masou (cherry salmon), 5304 nucleotides long. Its product is annotated as tyrosine-protein phosphatase non-receptor type 11. The coding region runs from base 246 to 2060 and encodes 604 amino acids. Gene Ontology annotation, cellular component: cytoplasm. The transcript has 16 exons. The record is from RefSeq and is a predicted model, not a curated record. Gene Ontology annotation, biological process: positive regulation of ERK1 and ERK2 cascade; protein dephosphorylation. Gene Ontology annotation, molecular function: non-membrane spanning protein tyrosine phosphatase activity; cell adhesion molecule binding; receptor tyrosine kinase binding. NCBI's taxonomy places the organism in Eukaryota, Metazoa, Chordata, Actinopteri, Salmoniformes, Salmonidae.